Porites evermanni is the source of this 10363-nucleotide messenger RNA. NCBI's taxonomy places the organism in Eukaryota, Metazoa, Cnidaria, Anthozoa, Scleractinia, Poritidae. The record is from the annotation of a GenBank genome assembly.
GUACGAUCCCGUUUCUUCAAAAAUGGAGGAAACGACUGGAAAAGAGGAAGAACUCCAAAAAUUUCUCGGAAAAGUCGAUGAAAUUGGUAAGGAAAGUCUUUUUUGAAGGUUGUGAUUGCAUUUGCAGAAAUAGAAAACGUCAGGGCGCUUACUUAGGGGCCUGAAUUCGAAACCUCACAAGAACUGAAAUCAACAGCUUGGGUCGCCUAAGCUAUUAAGGUUAAUCUGUUACUUGUAUAGAAUUUGUACGUUGUAUCUUUAAAUUAUCAGCAGAUUAGUGAACAUUAAUAACCUAUAUUCUAAGUAGAUUUGAUGCUCUUUUCAAAAGACGAAUCAUAGCCUCAAGUUUCUAAGAAAACCUGCAUCAUAAUCACCUCCAUCUAAAAGUUUGUGUACACUAGUUCAUGUCUAGUAAUAUUUUAGCUACGUGUAGAGGUUGGAGUGGUUUCAAAAGCUGAUUAUAAGCUUGAUUGAAUAGUAAAGUAAAGUUGUAUCUGUGAUCAUAUUUUUUUUGCUAGGUUUAAGGUUAGCAUUUUGGGUUAGAUCUACAUGUACAGUUUUUCACCCAUCCAUAUUUUGGACGUAAACAUUUAUUGUCAAGGGCAUACUUGCAAGAAAAAAAUGUUAAAUGUAAAAUUUCCAUAGCUAAGCCAUACUAUGGAUCACUUUUCUUAAGAAAAUAUAUCAAAACAGAAUAGGACACUUUGAAAAGAAUACUCAAGCUAAUAUGUAACCCUCUUCCCUGAUUGCUUAUAGAGUCAAAUUUCCAAAUUAACCCAAAAAUACCUAUCAUUACAGACUCUAUCAUGAAAGACCUGAUGUGUGGUGACCUUGAAAGACAAAAUAAGGCUCUCACAGCUGCAGAUGAAUUUUUAAAGCGACACAAAGCGGAAAAUGGCGAAGAUUCUGAAGAAGAAUGCAGGAAAGUUAAAACCAAGUCAGACAGAACAGUUAUUUCUAAGAGCAAAGAAAAAAGGAGGCUGGAUCCUUCUACUGCUUUGAAUCAGAUGGUGAGAUUCUGUAUCCAUGAAUAAAGGAGUGCUUGGAAAAAUCUUCAGUUGAUUUGUGAUCAACUGUUAGCUUCUCAUUUCAAUUUUUACGUUAAUCUAAUUAACCCUAUUAAAGCCAUAUCUAUCACUUUCCGUCACACAAUACCUGCAAAAAUGAUGUUUUCUUUUCUUUUCAUAAUGAACAUUAGCGGGAUGCAGGUGAAGUUUGUGCUGGUAAGAUGUAAUUUUUUUUAGUUUUAUGUUUUCUGCUUCUGCAAGGAACUUUCAUAAGACUGUAGUAAGUGGUAUCAUAAUUUUGCUGGCAAUUUGUUUACUUUGUGAAAUGGCCAGAGUUGAAUGGUCAUGCUUUAGGACUUUGUCCACAGACUAAUUGAACUGAACCACAGGAAAUUAAUGCUGAAGAGGUUUCAUUUGAAAUGGUCUCACUUAAAAAUUUUAUCCAAGGACUUGAACGUUAGAAAUAGACAUGUUUCUGUAAUACCAAGGUGACAUAAGUUUUUUUGUUUUGAUGUCAAUGAAUCACCUAGGUUGGCUAUCAACUGUUGAAGUCUGAGUUGGAAUAAAAGAGCUUUUUUGUUUUGAUAUAUUAAAACAGAGCAGUUUAUGAAAGCAGUUGAAGAAGAUGCCAAAGAAAGGGCGAAGAUCAGAAAGAGAAAUGAAUCUGAAGCUGAAAAAUUAAAGGCAAAGGGAAAUGAAGCAUUCAAGGAGGGAAAAUUUACAGAAGCCAUCAGCAAUUACACCAUGGCAAUCAAUAAAUUCAGUUCAAAUCCUGUUCUUUAUACUAACAGGGCACAGGUAAUUUUAUCAUUCCAAAAAUUCCAACGAUCAGAACAAUGUAUUAUUGCUUGUUAAUGCAGUCAUUUACCAUACUUGUACACAUGUAAAAAGUUAAAAGAAAAAAGAAAAAACUUUACUGAAACUUUAUUUAGCUAGGGUAACACUCGUAGCUGGGAGGCCUCUUAGUGUUCCUGACUAAAGGAAGUCAUUUUUCCAGAUUGAACUGGAAUUUGGACAUGUUAGUUUUUGAGGAGAGGGUAGAAACCAAGUAUGUGCAGAAAAAGCUAAAAAAGUUCAUACAGAAAUAUGUUCUUUAGUAUCAGACUGCAGUUCCAUUUUCUUUGUGUGCCUAACUUUCAUGAGAGAAAUUGAACACUUUUUUAAUGGAUGUAUAUACAUGUACUGUUUACACGAGUAUUAACUUACAUACAAGUCUUGGCUACUGUUAAUCUUUUUUAUUACUUAUACUGUGGCAGGAUUAGCUCAGUCAGUAGAGUGCUUGACUGCAGAGCGGUAGGUCGUGAACUCGGGGCCGGAACAAUACUCAAAGUCUUAAAAUAACUGAGAAAUGAAGGUACUCCGGCUGUCCUGUCUCCACAAGGGGAAGCAAAAAUAGUGUCCCCAAUUAGUACUUUUGUGCUAAAUACAUUGACACUCAAAUAAAGUGCAUUUUUUUAACGCCUUAGGCAUACAUCAAACUUGAAGACUUUGACUCGGCUAUAGAAGAUUGCAAUCUUGCUUUAAAGGCAAGUGCUCUUACUUGUUAAGAAAUAUUCUUAUCUGUCACAUUGUUAACUUAGUAUUAGUCACUUUAAAGUCAAGUAAUUCUCUUAUUUAAACUUGAUGUGAAUCUGAUAUUACAGUUUUAUUUACACCUAUUAGAUUGAUGAAAAAUGCGUAAAGGCUUUUGUUCAUAAGGCAAGAGCAUUGCAAGCGCAAGGAAAAUUUGAUGAGGUAUGGUUGCCUUUAUAUACUUUUUUCACUUUCUUUAUACCAUGCCCAAAAUAGGAUUGCCAUUUCUUGCUAUGAAAGUUUUCAUAGUUUCCAUGAAUAUACAAUUUUGGCAUGGCUUAACUUAAUUUUCGAUCCCUAAAAGAGACCAUUUUAACAUUAGUGAAUUUGAAUGCAAAUAAAUGAUGAACCUGUAAGCACUGUCAUGAAUGAUCAGUAUACAUAACAAUAAACCACCUUCACAUUAUAGCAGUUUUUUGUACUAUUUCUUGUGCACUGCCCUAGGCAUGGACAAAAAAUAACAUUCCAAACUAAACACCUUUUGUGGUACCAAAAUCGACAAAUUUUUCUGCAAGAGUGACCCGCUCUCUGGAAACUACUGAAUCAGUGAAUGAGGUUCUGUGGUUGUUUCUCUGCAGGCAGUUACAGUGUUGAAGAGUGCUAUUCAAGUUGCACCAAAGCAAGAAAAGGUUCUUAAAGGUACCCUAGUAUUGUAGGUGUUCUUGUAUUCUAAAAAAUGGGGAAGAGGGAAUACUGGUAUUUUGACAAGGCUAGUGUCAGUGUUGGUCUUUGUUACGUAGGCAUUUCAUGGCUACACCUAAGCAUCCUUCUGAUGAAGUUUAGUUGUAUUUGAGUACAACCAGGUUGUUUUCUCCUUUGUACAGCUUUGUUUUUUAUAGACCGAAUUCAAGUGUAACAGAAAGGUGUGUUGAGAGAGGGGAGGGGUGCUUAUUUCCUGAUUCAACUAAAGAGGUGUCCACUUACUUUUGAAUGUGGAUGCUAUUUGUUAGUAAUAGUUAUGUUGUGGAAAUGCAGUAAGCUUUAAAGCUAAUUUGGACACCGUGAAAAAAAUUUUAAGGCACAUGUAUUUGUUUUGUGCAAAUGUGAACUUUUUAGCAGACAUUCUUGUCAUUUGUAGAAUUAGAGUGAUAAAUAAAAAGCCCAGUUUGUUACCUGAAUACCAUAACUACUGUCUCUCUGAGUGUUUCAUUUUCUUUAAAGCGUAUAUUGCAGAGGCGGAGUCAUUAAAACAGAGAGUUCAAGAUGAAAAGGAGGUAGGUAGACUUUUAUUGGAUGUUUUGGCUUACAUGUCCAAAAUAUAAAACAUUACAAGGCAUGUCAGGGUGUAUUAGCAUUUUGUGGUCAAUUGAAGUUCAAAAUGGCUAUAAUUAUAUUAUUCAAGCUGAGAUUCAUUGUACAGAAUUGCACUUGUCUACUUCUAAUUUUUGCUAAAAUGCCCAUAAGGUAAAAUGUCCACAAUCUGUUUUGUGAUUGGUGACAUUAAGGAUGUUAGUUUCUUCAUUUCUUUUUUCAUAAUUACACACAUUUUUUAGGUGGAAAGUAAGGCAAAAUUUACGUACACCAGGACCUUGUUCUGUGAUAAUUAAAUAAUAAUUAUUACACUAUCGGUUAAUACUUAUCUGCUGAAUAGAGAUAUAUCCAUUGAAUAGCGCUAUCCAACUUCUGAACAGCUUAGGCUAGCUCUAUAAAAAUUGCUUGUUAUAAUUGGUAAACUGAGUUAAAUGGCCCACAGUAUUUUUUCUAAGUCUCACUAUAGCUUAAUGGCAAGAGCAUUGCUUUGCCAUUAACUCACAUUUUGUUACUAAGCGUGGAAUAUCAUUUUUAUCAAUAAUUUUUAGGCUGUUGAUGUAGCAGGUCAAGGGAAUGGAGAUUUAAUACGAGACUCUAUCAACAGACUGCAGAAAGCCAGUCUUGUUACUUCCCAGUGCUCUGAGGCUACAAGGAGAUUGGUCAGAGUUCUUGAUAAUAGUAGGUGUAAUUUGUAUGGUAAUAUUUGGGACAUGACUAAUCUGUGUAAAAUAUGUUGAUAUUUGAAUAGGUCUCACACAUAAGAAUUUUAUCCUUUAAAUUAAUUUAACACUUGGAAAGAACCUCCUUGUAAAACAUGAUAAACAGUAACACAGGAAAAUACUUAACUGCAGUACCUUUCAUUUGAAUGGUUAGACUUGAUGAUUUCAUCCACAGAUUUGAAAGUUUCAAAUACCUUCUACAGUUAAAUAAAUUGUGCCAGUGGAAAGAACUGCUCAGUAGCUUUCAAGUCAGUGGUCACAUGUUAGCAUUUCAUCCACAGGUUAAGAUGUUAGCACCACCUUUAACAAUGUAAGGAACAAGCUGAAAGGUUUAUUGGUGGGGUUAAUAUUAUGUUACAACCCUCUUUUCAGCUUUUUCUGUUCUUAUUCAAACUUUAUUAUUCCAUUGUAGAUGCAAACAAAACCUUGUUUCGAUGUUAUGGGGGUUUUCAGAUUACCGAGUUCAAUAAGAUUUUUAGAAAGUAAGUAUUAAUCCUGCAAAUUACAUUAACUGUGUAGCAACUAUCUUUUUUUGUUAUCGUACAGGUAGACCUUUUUUGUAAUAGUGAAAUUGAACUUGGAUUAAAAUUGUUUGAGACAAAUUUAUAGUAUUAUUUGCUUCUUAAGAGCAUUUACCCCUUUUUGUUCAUUUUACAGACUUAGUAAAUUUACAUGAAAAUAUUGCUUUGUUUUUUGUUUGUUUUAUUGGGAAUAUGGUACAUUUAAUUUGAAAUAACUUUAAUUUCAGGAGCAUUUGGUAUGCCCUUUAUUGUUGGAUAUUUUACAGCUCAAAAUUAAAUUCAGGUUAAACUUUUUUCUAGGUUGAUUCUCCAUUUCCUGUAUCCCUUAGCCCUAAUUUUUCCCGAAUUAGGGCUAGGAGACAGAGGAAAUUGAGAAUUAACGCGGGUUGAAAAAUUUUAACCUGUAUGUAAUUUUUGACCUGUAACGGAUAUGUUAGGGAAACCUUGUUUUCUGGGGGCAAUUUUUUGAGAGUUUUGGUAUACCACUAUUUCCUCAUUACAAUCUGUGAUUUUCAUGUGAAAAACAAUAAUAUUGUAUUGUAUAAUAUUGUUAUCGUUAGAACUGCGUGUUAUCAGAAUCUGAAUACAGUAUCCCCUGUCAUUUGUAGAUAUUGGGAAGGGACUGAUGUAUGUAUCAUGUUGGAAGAUAUUGACUUUGUUUGUGAUGUUGUACGGAUUCUGAUGCAAGCCUGCACUGACAAUGGUAAUUCUUUUGUUGCAUCUGAAAGCCAUGUUCCCAUUUUCUUUUCUUUUUUUCAAGUUUAUCUCAGUUGGUCCAAACUGUGAUUCAUGAUGGCCAGAAUCAGUAAAAUUGUUAUGAUUUUCUAAAUUAAAAGACAGUCUGUUGCAUUGCUAAUUUGUAUUUUCAAAAAUAAACAAAAAAACUUUGAAAAUACCAUGACAUAUAUGUUCCAUGUCUGCUGUUAAGGGCCAGGGGCCAUGGUUUUUCUCUUGGUGAGCAUGAGCAUAGUCCUCGCGGCUGGUUCCUUCACAGGAAACAAAAGGAAAAUAUGACCAAGAGAACCUACCAGUUGUUCAGUUCCCUACCUACUAAUACAUACAGGUGGCAACUUAAAAUGUUAGUGACACUAGCCAUGCUAGGCCCCAUAACAAGUCUUUUGAUCACUCAUACAUAUUUGUCCAGUUAAUCAUUUUCUACUGAAAUUAGUCAGUCACAAAAUAUCAUGAAAUUGUGAGUGUUAAAAGAACUGUUAUUUUUUGUUUCAUUGUAGAUUAUAAUGUUGAAGAAUUUCUGAAAAAAGACCACUCUUCCUGUUUCAAUCGCCUUCUGAGAGAUCCCACCUCUACAGUGAUAAGAACAGCUGUAACAUCAUUCCUUCAUCAGCUCUCACAAACAGAAAAGGGAAGACUAGGUCUAACAAAAUGUAGAGAUAUUAAAUGGUGAGGGUUAUUGCUGCUAUUAUAAUUCCUGCAUUUGUUAAUCAGCAUGAAUAUUGUCUGAGUUGAUCUUAUUGUUGAGUGUUUAGGGUCUUACAGACUUUUUUCUUCUGACAUGUCAAAACUAAUAUUGUGGUAUUAAAGUUUAAGCUUACUUCUAGGCCGUAACAGUUAGUAGCUUUUAAUUUGAUUUUAUAGGGUAACAGAAGCCCUGUUUUUACUUGUACAAAGAGGAACCAAUACUGCAGUUGUAGCAAUGUCGACCAUUAAUAAUUUAGCUCUAGAACAAGGGUAAGUAUUGUCGUUUUCAUUGCAUACACCAAAUAUCCUUUUUAAAGCACUGUUAUGUAAUAUCACUGGUUAAGGGUUUUUUUCUGUUAUGAACCAAAUUACAUGCAGAUUGUGCCAACUUAACAUCUUUUUUUCAGAUUUUGUGAAAGAAUCAGGGACUUAGUUGACAAAGACUUCCUGAGCAUUUCUCAUAAGUUUGUGGUAAGGAAGACUUGCAUAGUGCACUUAUAUAUUCUGUUAGACAUGUUAAGAUCUACAGGUAAUGCUACUUUAUUUUAAAACAACUGGGGCUGGUGAAAGUGCACACUGGUCAUGGUCCCAGCCACUUACAAACACUGGAUGUUUUGCAUUCAUAAGGUGAUAUUACAAGAGACGAUUCACAACAAUGAUUUUUGGCGCAACACUGUGAGCAUUACAACAUUGUUGCAACGCUGUUUCGAAUAGUUGCAACGUGGUUCCAACAUUGCAAUGCAGAGUUGAGCUAACAAUCGUCGUUGCAAAUCAUCCCGUGUAACAUCACCUUUAGCAGACACCUCUCCUAAGCAGACAUUUAGUCGUGGUAUCAGUAACAACUUUAAAAAUUUCUUUCUCCUUUUUCUGUAGUUAAAGCUUUGUGAAGGAAGCUCAAAAGCUUCCCAUGAACCAACAGACAACUGGUCCUUAGUUUCGUCUGGUCUGUCGGCAUUAGCCAAUAUGGCAAGAGACACCUACAUUAGAAACAAGAUUGCUGAAGAACAACAGUGGUGGCAAACUAGUGUCAAAUUCCUGGUUGGUAGAUUUUUUCGUUGUUACUCUCAUUCUUCUAUGGUGGAAUCUUGAUGUGCAUUAUUUGAACAAAUUUCCAUUUCCCAUUUGAUUACUUACCCUUCUCCCUCAUCCCCUCCCCCCUCCCCCUUCCAGCCAGUUUUUUGGGCCUUGGAUGGUCCCUUGAGGCAGUAUUUUUGUCCGUGAUCAGUAUUUUAAGAAAUCUUGUUUACUUGUAUGUGUGAUGUAAAAAUGAAAAAUAUGAAUUUAACAUCUUUUAACCACAAAACUCAUCAAUCAAGAAGCUUUUGUCUUUUCAAGUUUGAACUGGGAUUUGAAAAUGUUAGUUUUUAAAAGAGGAAAUAACUGAAGUACUAGGAGCAGACCUUUUCCAUACAAGGAAGAAAGCCAGCAACAAUCACAACCCUGCACAUAUGAACACAAAUGCUUGAAGAAUUUGCUUAUGCAGCUCCAGACGUUACAUUUCAAGUCUGCUUUCUUUUCUUUUCUUUUUUUUUUUAAGGAUUCCCAUAUUCGUGGAAUAAAGGAUCAAAAAGUGAGGUGCUCGGUAUUUUCCCUACUAGCUCUGCUGGCAAACAUUUCUACACAACCGAACCAAUAUCAAAAGGUUAGUAUUAAGUUACCCAAGAAUUUCUCAUAGUGCUUGAGUGGUUGUUCAGGAAAUCAUGUUUUAUGCAUUAUAUUUCAUGCAUUUGAAAAUUAAUAAACGGACUGACAUGCACUUGCAUGACAAAGUAAAAUUAUUUUUGUCUAGCUUUAAAACAGACUUUUUGUUUUAUUUUUGAUUGAUUUUAGGAUGUAGCAACUAAGUUGAUUCCAUCGCUUAUUGAGAUGCUCAACACUGGAUAUGAUGAAAUUUGUGAUGUAUGUAAAAUAUGUUUUAUUAUACCAAGCCAUGCUGACCAAUAGUGGGCUUAGGCAACAGAACGGCAGAAAGGAGAGGGGUGACAAAUGUGAUAUUGCAUGUUUCGUCACGAUUUUCAGUUAACAUUACUGUGCUCUGGUCUUUAACAAAAAGAUCUGUUUAAAGGAAGGUGAAGUUUGGCAGAAUUUUUCUUCAAACAUAAUAUUAUUGUCAUGUAUGUCGUCUUCCGUCUCCAGUCCUGUUGCACAAGUUCAGUAAUUGUUUUGCUGGCCUGCAUAUUAUGCAGUAAAGUUGGUUCUAGUUGUCUAGUCUCUGGAUAAAAUCCUGGCAUGUUAUUAUUCAAAUGAAAGGUAACUAGCAAAUCUUCUUUGCAGUGUUUGUAAUGAAGAAAAAUUAGUAAAAUUUUCAAGGUUUUGCCAGCGUGAUAGGCAUUUUAAAGUUGAUGUCUUUCCGUUAACUUCUGCAAGUUCUUUAUAGAAGAUUAUGUCUCUUUUUGAAGGAUGGUUUAAUAUGUACAAACAAUUUUGGUAACUUAUCUCUUUUUAUAAAUGUUUCAGCGCAGCCUUGCAACUCUGAGACAUUUGCUGGCUCAUUCAACGGAAGCUUUAAAUUCAGCUUGUGAUCAGAAAAUUCAUAUCCAUGUCAUAAGAAUCCUCAAGGUAAGUUUUCAAUACAUUUCAGGGAAAUGCAGAAGCUGAAUUGUAGAUGUAGAAAUAAGCUUGUUGUGGCACAAGAUGUCGUUGUCCUGAUUUGAUUUGUACCCUUGCGAUAAACUUGUGAUGUUGCUCUAGGGGCUGCCGAAUGAGACAAAGGGUUGUCAAGGGGUAAAUGGAUGGCUGCUGAACUGUCGUUGCUGCUGAACUUCUUAGCUACAUACCUCCAAAGUGACCAUGUGCGUAUUUAUAUCAUUCCACAGCUAGUUAUUCUAAGCAGUCACUUCCAAGUAGGAUGGGGAGCAAGCACUCGAGAAACUGUGAAAAAAUAUUCCAUUAAGAUUCUUGCACUUUGUACUAUGGAGAGAAAAGAUGCAAGAGAUGGAAUCAUGAGUGAGAAAUGUGAGUACACCUGGUAAUCCUUGUAUUCUGCAAGGGAUAUUGUCAUCGUAUAAGCAUCACUCAUGUGUCUCCUUUGGCUCUUUUCACAGCUCUGGAUUUUUUAGUUCAGUUACUCCACCAUGAGGACGAAGUCAUCGUCGGAAAUACAGCUUUGUGCCUUAGUCACUGUGUAGACAUGAGUAAGUGAAAUAAAUGAAUAAGUCACCAUGACGGAAGCAGUUCAUUUUUGUUUCCGAGACUCACAGUUGAGUUGGGGCACAGCAGGGCACUCUUACCUUCUGACGUCAUAGUUUUGGCAGUGCUGCCCGCUAAGAGACUUUUGGCGGGAAACAGUUAUAUUGCUGCCUCGUACCCAGGCGCGUUGUAGGGGAUUCGUAAUCGAGAGUGACUGGAGCGAUUUUGGCCAGGGUCUUUUGCACCAUCGCUCAAAAUUCACAAGGUCUAUUGCGCGUUACUCCUUGAUCGCUCGCAGUCGCGUUUUCUUACCAAACACUUGAGAAACCUAGGAACAAGACAGGUUUCAUUGUUAAAAGUCAUGUGACCAAUGUGACCACAUAAUUGCCAAUGAGAGCAUGCACUGUUUGUAGUAACUCCACUCAAUUGACCAAUUAGGUCGUUGCCGUCAUCGACUUUGACUCUGGUAAUAACUUCUGCACAGAUUGUCAAUUAAAACGUUAGUCACUAUCACCAGCAGUCCUAUUGAGGGCUGUGCUCAGUUGUACUCAACCAUACUAUCACAUUUAACUGAACAUAGUUAUGAUUACUUUUUACAACAGAGGAAGUGAGUGAUCAUCUGGCUGGAGUCAACGGCGUGGUGGAAAUUCUACUGAAACACGCUACAAACGAGAAAUUAAGUAAAGAGGUCAAGCAGAAUGCUGCCAUUUGUUUAGCAAAACUUGCUACAGCGGAUGAAAGGUAA